ACUUCAAAGCUAUUUAGUAACUUCAAACAAAUUCACUAAAGCGGCAUAAAAUGCCCACGAACUCUACAACCGUUAGUUUAGAUGAAAAUACUUGUUAAACAAAAAAAAAUAUAUAAGUUAACAGCGGAGUUGUCAUGAUGUGUUAAUAUUUUUGUUUUAUUUAAAUAGAGAGUUAUUUCUGUCUCGUCAACCUUUGCACGUUGCAACAUACAGCUGAUCUCACCGGUGGUGCAGUAGGAUGCUGCGUGAAUGAUGACUGGCGUCGACUGUUAAUUACACCAUUUAUUUUUUCGAUAUUUUUUUGGUAGUUUCACUGUGCCACCGGUGGCGGGCUAAGCUCGCUAACCAAAAUGACGUGUUGUAAUUAUUGUCUGUAAUGUUCGGGAGACAAACUGGUUUUGAUGAAAGCGCUAUCUAACCUGGAUCGAUUAGACCGAGACUGGAGGCUUGGGCAGUAGUACUUUGACGCGCGUUACGAUCGCACAUCGGAAGUGAACAUGACCUCAAAUUGGAAUUUUGCUGUGGUUUUGGCUGGUUUGGUGUGGUGCGCUUCAGCUGACUUUGGCGUCUCAUCUAUAGUACUCGACAGUGGAUUAGUUGGUUUCAAUGCUAAUCAGCUGCGAGAUUCAUUCAACGAUGUGUUGAGUACUUCUAAGAGAAUUCCUGCCAACUUGCAUUCCGAUGUCUUACGUUACGGCGCAGGAAAUGUCUCGGCGUUGGUGUUAAACAUGACGGAAAUUGGUUCGAAGCUGGCAAACAAUCUGAAUAAGGCAGCUGGUGAAAGAAGUGUGCCAAUUGCAGAUGUGUUUGGAUCGCUUGGCACAUCUGUCCGUGAUUUGGAAGCGUUUCUGUUGGAUAGUUGGCCAAAUAUUUUGAAGUAUGUUAAUGAGACGUUGAAGAAUGUGACGGCAUCAGAAAUCGAUGAUGCUUUAAAAGAAAUCAACAAAUCAUUGGUGGAUAUUUCUCAAGCAUUAAAUGAUCUACAAUUAGCUUUGAAUAAAGCGCUAAUGGCAGAGAAUGCAGGAACAACGACGCCGGUGCCAGGGAUAAUCGAUAUUUCGAAUAGUUUUGCUCAACGACUGAGCAAAACUUUGGAAAUGUUCAGAGACCGGGUCAAAGUGUUGAACAAAGCUGUUGAUGUAACCGUCAAGAGUAUAGAGGUUUCAAACUCAUUUCUGGAUACGAUCAAUUCGAACAGACGAUCCGUUAGCGAUGCCUUUAAAACUGCAGAGUCUUCGUUGCAUUCCACAGUUAAAAACGAAUUGUCCUCAAUCACAGAUAAGUACCUGGCAGCUCACAAAAGCUUCCAACAGGACUAUGCUGAAGCCGUUGAACGUUUGAAAAUCUUCACUUCCAACUCUACUCUAAAUGUCUUGGUAGAUCUAACCAAAGAAGAGUACACUAAAAACUACUACCAACUAUACAAUCGGAACAGCCCAGACUUCGCCGCAUUUAGUGAUGCCCUCAACGAAAUCAGUUCGAACGUCUCUUCAGUAAUGAAUCAAACCGGGCAACGUUUCUUCGAUGACCUAGAUAGCGCAUCUUCAACGGUGGUUGACACAAUCAUUGCCCGAGGAUCAUUCGCAACGCAAUGUAGCAACACAUUUUCCUCAAGAAUCACUGGUCCGAUUUUCGGAUUCCACUUUGAAGCAACCAAUUGUGUGACCCGUGAACGUGGACGGAUUCCCAGAAUUACGGAAACCGUAGAUCGGCUACUGCAAUUGGUGCAGUCUAGUAGCAAGGAUUUUACGGCAGACCUAGGGAGUUGCUCGCGGUUUGGAGGAUUUUCUAUCAACGAGAUGGAGUAUGACCAAGCGAAAGGAUGCUUGGAAUCGAACCUCCGUGAAACGGGAAAAUAUAAUCAAAUCAUUGCUGCUCAGCUGGAUGUAAUCAAGACGAUAUUGACUGUGGAGGCAGAUGCUAGCAUUUUUAGAGCAAGUCAGUGUUUGGAGCAAACGGCUAGUGAAGAGAGUGCACUUCUGGAAGGCGUUCGUACAGGGAUUCCUAGUUGUAUGGCCAACGGAAUUUAAAUGAAUUUCUAGUGAGGUGAAAAGAUAUUUGUGGACAAACGAGAUAUUGUUGAACUUUUUCUUUGAUUCGAAUUGCCAACCUAAUAUAGCAUGUACCUGAGAUAAUCUGGAGUAGUUUUGGAAAGCAUCAUUCUUAACGAUGAAACAGAGUGUCCCAAAAACCUACCACAAUUCAGUGCGAAUAUUGUAAUAGGUCCAAUUUGUAAAAGGAAGGCUCCUUGAUUCAAUUUACUUUUGUUCAUAUUGUGCUAGUUAUUUCAAUCUGCUAAAUAAAAAAAACUGGACAUUGAGCUUGAGAGCUUGAG
This is a messenger RNA of Aedes albopictus (Asian tiger mosquito), 2335 nucleotides long. RefSeq lists its product as uncharacterized. The record is from RefSeq and is a predicted model, not a curated record. The transcript is spliced from 2 exons. The coding region runs from base 498 to 2030 and encodes 510 amino acids. Lineage: Eukaryota; Metazoa; Arthropoda; Insecta; Diptera; Culicidae.